Messenger RNA from Scatophagus argus, 1416 nucleotides. RefSeq names its product ribosomal RNA processing 15 homolog (gene rrp15). Gene Ontology annotation, cellular component: preribosome, large subunit precursor. Lineage: Eukaryota; Metazoa; Chordata; Actinopteri; Scatophagidae. Gene Ontology annotation, biological process: maturation of 5.8S rRNA; maturation of LSU-rRNA. The record is from RefSeq and is a predicted model, not a curated record. The transcript is spliced from 6 exons. Bases 301 to 1047 code for a protein of 248 amino acids.
GACCUUGUCAUAUAUAAGCCAGCACACCUGUCUGCGCUCUCUCUCUCUGGACAUUGGUCUGUGUUUGUCAAAUCUGCAAAAAUAAAGGUAAAAGUACAUGGUGGGAGAUUUUGGCAGAGUAGUGUAACCUGAAGAACAAGUCAUCCUGAGUUACACACUCCAGUACAGUAGGUGGCGAUAUGGCGAUAUGAAGUUGGUUGCAACACGCCAACCCCCCCACCCACCGUUUCUUUGGCCAAGUCCCGUAGCGGAACCCUCGCUGUUUUGUUGUUGGACGCGGAACGAUUUUGCCUGAACUCCAUGAUGGCAGCUUUAAGAAAAACACAUGUGCAGAUGUCUGGACACAAUGCAGAGCAUCAGUUUGAGGAUAACGAUGACCAAAGCAGUUCUAGUGGAGGGAGCAACGAUGAAAGGUCAGAUGAUGAAGAAAGUGAUGGACAAGAGAAUGACAAAAAUGGUGCCAGAGCCAGUGAUGGGGAGGAGGCAGAGGAUGAAGAUGACAAUAAUGCCAACGCUGGAUGGGCAGAUGCCAUGGCAAAGAUCUUGGGGAAGAAAACCGUUGAGAGCAAAACCAGCAUCUUGGUGAAGAACAAAGAGCUGGACAAGAUAAAGGAAAAAGAAAGACGGGAACAGCUGGAGAGAAAAACACAGGUUGACAAGAAGCGAGCUUGGGAGAUUAUGUGCAGGGAGAAACCUGACAUAGUGAAGGACCGUGAGGCUGAAAGAGCUCUACAAAGAACUGCUACCAGGGGUGUGGUGCAACUUUUCAAUGCUGUGAGGAAACACCAGAAAACAGUCAAUGACAAGGUAAACGAAAUUGGCGGCUCAGAGAGGAAGAAGGCCAAGUUUCUUUCAUCUUUCUCCAAGAAAGACUUCAUUGAUGUGCUAAGGACAGAGGGAGGCAGCACGGUCGCUAGCAAGAAUGAAACAGGCUCUGCUGCUGUAGCAGAUGGGAAACCUGCCUGGAGUGUCCUCAGAGAUGACUUCAUGAUGGGAGCCACCAUGAAAGACUGGGACAAAGACAGUGAUGAAGAUAAACACUCAUGAGGGGGUGUGGAGAAAGUAUUUCAGACUGACACCAUCCAUACAGACUGAUGGGACUAUGUACAGUGUGCUGUGAUGCCUUCGGUGACAGUCUGUGAACAAGACACCCUGACCUGUGCUGUAGCCUCAGAAACAUCCUUCAUUUAUCUGUGUCUGGAUAUUAAUACACGGUAAAAUAAUGAUUAGUUUGUGGACUGUACAUAAAAAUGACUUGUCCUUCACUAAGUGAACACAAAACCAUAUUUUUCCCAGCAUCAUAUCACAGUGAAGAUACUUUACAGACAGGUGAAAAGCUCUAGACCUCAAAUCUGUUAAUAUGAAUGUUUUGUACAGUGCCAGUUGAGUAAACAGUCAAUUCAUUUAUCAUCUUCA